CAGCAUACCAUCACCAACAAAAACAGUACCUUCCACAUCAGUAAAAUGAAGUUCUUUGCUAUCGCUUCCCUCGGUCUCCUCUCCAUCUCUGGUCUGAGCAGCGCCUAUCCCAUCUACAAGGCAGAUGUCGUUAACUGCCGCUCAUCUCCCAGUGCCUCGGGCACAGUCGUCACAACGUACAAGAUUAACACGGACAUCAACAUCAGCUGCCAGAUCUCAGGCCAAAAUAUCAAGGGCAACUCGCUUUGGGACAAGACCCAGGAUGGCUGCUAUGUUUCCGACUACUACAUCAAGACCGGGUCUUCUGGAUAUGUUUCUGGAAGAUGCAAUGAUGGAUCCACUGGCGGCGGUUCUACUGGUGGCGGCUCCACUGGUGGGGGUGGCGCACCUGGCGAUAUGAAGGAUGACUAUCCGCUCAAGAGCAGCAGCUGCACAGGAUAUGACGGUUAUCUCUACGCCAAGUGCCAGUGCACGUCGUUUGUCGCCUGGCGCAUCAACUCGCGCCUGGGUAUCAGUUUCCACAACAAGUACAAGGGCAAGGCAUGGGGAAAUGCCAACCAGUGGGAUGAUGCAGCCCGUGCUUCGGGUGUCACUGUGAACAACACCCCGACGCCUGGCUCUAUUGCGCAGACCAACAGUGGUGGUGGUGGCUAUGGCCAUGUCGCCUGGGUCGCUAAGGUUGAUGGCGACAAUGUUGUGAUUGAGGAGUACAACUACCGUGUCCGUAAGGGCUAUGGCACCCGUACUGUUCCCAAGAGCGCAUUCCAGUACAUCCAUCUCUAAGAUCGAGAGCUGCCCUGGAUUUCUAUUUCUGUAAGAUAUUUUACAAUCAAAAGCCAUUUACUCCUAGAUCUUGGCAGCAGCAAUGUCU
Molecule: messenger RNA, 871 nt
Organism: Linderina pennispora
Lineage: Eukaryota; Fungi; Kickxellomycota; Kickxellomycetes; Kickxellales; Kickxellaceae
Product: CHAP-domain-containing protein
Exons: 1
Coding region: 46-783 (245 amino acids)
Source: RefSeq, a predicted model, not a curated record